This is a messenger RNA of Pichia kudriavzevii, 1410 nucleotides long. RefSeq lists its product as uncharacterized. Bases 1 to 1410 code for a protein of 469 amino acids. Gene Ontology annotation, molecular function: ATP binding; RNA helicase activity; nucleic acid binding. NCBI's taxonomy places the organism in Eukaryota, Fungi, Ascomycota, Pichiomycetes, Pichiales, Pichiaceae. The transcript has a single exon. The record is from RefSeq and is a predicted model, not a curated record.
AUGUCAGGUAAAGUGAGUAAAGCACAAAGGAAGAUAAACAACAAAUAUAUAAAUGAUUUGAAAAAGAAACUAGCUGCUUCAAACAAAAACAAGGAAGAAAGACAUGUUUUAAAACCUCAAACUGAUGAUGAGUCAGAAGAUGAACUAAAGAAGGAAGAAACAUCGACUGAUCCAACUGAAGAGGAAGAAGCAAAUUUGAAAAAGUCAUUCAAAGAUUUUGGAUUGAAAGAUGAUAUACUAGAAUCCAUUGAAAGCUUGAAUUAUGAUAAACCAACUCCAAUUCAAGCACAAUCGCUAGGGCCAGCUUUAGAAGGUAGAGACAUUAUUGGUAUUGCACAAACUGGCUCAGGUAAAACUGCAGCAUUUGCGAUUCCUAUUUUGCAGGCUUUAUGGGAAGCACAAACUCCCUAUUUUGCUUGUGUGCUAGCACCAACAAGAGAAUUAGCGUAUCAAAUAAGAGAAACCUUUGAUGCAUUAGGAUCGAAUAUGGGUUUGAGGUGCUGUACCAUUGUUGGUGGUAUGGACAUGAUGGAGCAGGCGAGAGAAUUGAUGCGUAAACCGCAUGUGGUUGUUGCAACCCCGGGAAGAUUAAUGGACCACUUGGAAAACACCAAAGGUUUCUCCUUGAGAGCUUUGAAGUUUUUGGUUAUGGACGAGGCAGACAGAUUGCUAGAACUUGAAUUCGGGCCUGUUUUAGAUAAAAUAUUGCAGAUAAUUCCAAGAAAAAGAACCACCUACUUGUUUUCAGCUACGUUGACUUCUAAGAUUGACAAGUUACAAAGAGCUUCUUUAAAUAAUCCGGUUAAAGUUGCUGUUAACAACAAGUAUUCCACUGUUGAAACACUAAUCCAAACAUUGAUGGUUGUUCCUGACGGCUUCAAAAACACAUACCUUGUGCAUAUUCUCAAUGAACAUGUUGGAAAAUCCAUCAUCAUUUUUACAAGAACAUGUGCACACGCUCAAAACAUCUCUUUACUUGGAAGAAUUCUUGGGUUUUCUGCCAUUCCAUUACACGGUCAGCUUACUCAAGCCCAAAGACUAGGAGCAUUGAACAAAUUCAAGUCAGGGGACAAAAAUAUCUUAGUUGCUACAGAUGUUGCUGCAAGAGGUUUGGAUAUUCCGUCUGUUGAUUUAGUUAUCAACUACGAUAUUCCUACAGAUUCCAAGGCGUACAUCCACCGAGUGGGCAGAACCGCUAGAGCUGGUAGAUCUGGAAAGUCAAUAUCACUUGUUACCCAGUAUGACUUAGAACUCAUCUUGAGAAUCGAAAAAGUCAUUAACAUGAAACUACCAAAGGAAACACCACCUAAGAACGAAAUUUUGGCACUGCAUGAUUCUGUCGACAGAGCAUCUGCAGAAGCAAUUCGUCAAGUGAAACAAUUCCACAGCAACAGAAAGACACGUCGUUAA